AUUUUCUCAAAUUUUGUAUGACAGAAACCAUUGAAAAUCUUCGAGACUUCAAUUAUUACUAAUUAUCAAAAGAUAUCAAUAAAACAGUAGUAUUAGCAGAGUAUAUUUGGAUAGAUGGAACAGGAGAAUCGCUAAGAUCAAAGACAAAAGUAAUUCACACGUGUAAAAUAUUUAGGUUUAUUAAACUCAAAUUAAAACCCUUGAAGAUUUAGAGUGGUGGACAUAUGAUGGAUCAUCAACGGAUCAAGCGGUGACGAGAUUUUCUGAAAUUUAUUUAAAACCAGUUAGAGUAGUUAAGGAUCCCUUCAGAGGAGAUCUAUAUUCUUGUAUUAUGUGAAACAUACCUCCCAGAUAAAAAAACGCCAGCAAGAUAUAACUUUAGGUAAUAAAAAAGCUAAAUUAAUUUUUUUAGAUGGAUUGCAAAUUAAA
Molecule: messenger RNA, 429 nt
Organism: Paramecium sonneborni
Lineage: Eukaryota; Ciliophora; Oligohymenophorea; Peniculida; Parameciidae
Source: the annotation of a GenBank genome assembly